This is a messenger RNA of Cyprinodon tularosa, 2741 nucleotides long. It is a transcript of the gene slc16a5a, whose product is annotated as solute carrier family 16 member 5a. Bases 256 to 1821 code for a protein of 521 amino acids. The transcript has 5 exons. Gene Ontology annotation, biological process: transmembrane transport; monocarboxylic acid transport. Gene Ontology annotation, molecular function: monocarboxylic acid transmembrane transporter activity. The record is from RefSeq and is a predicted model, not a curated record. Lineage: Eukaryota; Metazoa; Chordata; Actinopteri; Cyprinodontiformes; Cyprinodontidae.
GCCAGCAGCGGGGCUGAUCUAGGCCUGCUCAGCUGACUCCCGUCUUCUCCGUGGACCGCAUCCAGUCCCCGCCCACCCGGUAGACGCCGUGGUCCGUUACGAGCUUACAUUAACAGAGCGGCCUCAGAUGAGCGGCGAGCAGGGCUGGAAAGGUCUCCUUUAAGGGCACAGCGGUCGCAGUGACAUGGGCAGCCAACGUUCUUUCACACCCUGUAGAGCAAACACCAGAGUCCUGCCUGCAGCGCCAAGCAGAAAAUGACUCAGCGAAAUGGAAUCAGGGGCUCGAGUGAUCCCAGUCUCGACUCUGAGACCUCCAAGGCUUUCGAGUUGCCCAACGGUUUGGACCACGACGAGGCGCAGGGGGCGGCUGACUGUGAGGGAGGGAGGGGGAGUGAAAGCGGAGACCCGGUGGCUAUAACCGGAGGAGGCGUCAUAGCUCCGGAUGGCGGCUGGGGUUGGGUGGUGCUGGUUGCAACCAUCCUGGUUCUGGCUCUGACCCUGGGCUUUCCCUCCUGUGUGGGAAUCUUCUACACAGACCUGCAGAAUGAGUUCACCGCCACCAACAGCGAAACGUCUUGGGUGCCCUCCAUCAUGACGUCAGCGCUUCAUGCAGGAGGUCCCUUCUGCAGCGUGCUGGUGGGGAAGCUGGGCUGCAGGCUGACCGUCAUGUUGGGCGGAAUCCUGAGUGGGCUUGGAAUGGCCGCCAGCUCAUUUACCCGAUCCAUCACUGAGCUUUACAUCACCGCUGGAGUGAUCACAGGACUUGGCUUCUGCUUUAGUUUCCAACCAGCUGUGACCAUCCUGGGUCACUACUUUGUGCGUCGCCGUGCGUUUGCCAACGCCAUGUCCUCCACGGGGACGGCUCUGGGACUCUGCACCCUUCCCUUCCUUGGAAACUAUCUCCACACAGAGUUCGGCUGGAGGGGGAGCUUCCUCAUCCUGGGGGCGGUCCUGCUGAACUGCUGCGUGUGCGGAGCUGUGAUGAGGCCUCUGGAGCCCAAAAAGCACCGCGGCCAGCCGCUCAUGAACCACGAACCUCUGCUAGAGAAAGAGACGAAGCAGGAAGGAAGGAUUCGGACCAUAUGGAGGUUCCUAGUGACCUCCCUAAAAAAGCACAUGGCCUUCGAUCAGCUCCACAACAAGCGUUACUGUGUGUUUGCCAUAGGCAUCACCUUAAUGAUGCUGGGCUUUGUGGUGCCGUUGGUGUACCUGGUUCCUUAUGCAACGGCACACGGCAUGGAGCCGGGUCGGGCCGCGCUGCUGCUCUCCAUCCUGGGUAUUGUUAACAUCGUGGUGCGGCCGCCCUUUGCCAUCAUCUUUAACAUGCCCUGGUUCAAAGGGCGGCACAUCUACGUGUUUGCCUCCGCUCUGCUGUUCAACGGGCUCAGUAACAGCAUCUGCUGCAUCGGGGCCUGCUUCCCCGUUCUGCUGGGAUAUGUGAUCAUGUACGGGCUUACAAUGAGCGUGGUCGGAUCGCUGAUGUUCACCGUCUUGAUGGAUAUAGUGGAGAUGAGCCGCUUUCCUUCAGCGCUGGGUCUGCUUGCUGUCAUGGAGAGCAUCACGCUCCUGAUUGGACCUCCGCUGGCAGGAAUCCUGGUGGACAGAACCAAACAGUAUUUCUACGUCUUUAUUGCCUGCAGUGCCGUUGUUGCCUCCUCUGCUUUGUUCCUGAUGCUCUCCUUCCUCUGGCUGGAUAAAAAGGAGAGCAAGGCUGCCAAGCAGGGUCGGCUUUCAGCUCAGCCGGAACCGGCGAAACCCACGACCGAUGGCUCUCCUGGCUGCGAGUACAGCAGUCUGCCCCAGGAAGGAGACAAGGCCUGAGCCUGGGGACAGGGUACAUAACCAGCCCGCUAACCUGCUCGCACUGUGUCGACGUGCACGGACGUCACCUCUCGGGGCUCCAGCAGUUCUACGGAUCAUUCAUAAUAUUUGCCAGCACAAAUACCCUGAAUGGUCAGCGCUGUUUGGUUAGUUACAUACCAAAAUGAACAGAUGUGCUCUUACAACAUGAAUGUGAUUGUACUCUUUGUUGUAAAAUGCUGCUGAUCUCAACCACGCGAUUUGUCUCAUUAGUCUGUCAAUCAUCCCAAGAUAUUUAUGAGAGAUAAAGACUUAUUUUCUGAAUAUUUGCUGGAGUUAUUGCUGUUGGUCUUUGAGUUUGCAGAGGUGGGUUCAGUGAUGAUCAAUAGAAAUAGGAACCCACCAGAAUGAAGCCUCUGGUUACACAUCUGUUUAAUCUCCAAAAUCAGCGUGGGCCAGAUAAUCCCAGCAGAGUAUCCUUCAGCUUUCCCCUUCUUCCGCUUUAAGAGGUGAAUACACUAAAUGGGAAAAUAGUUUGCACAAUUUUUUGCUAUUUUUAAAAUUUUAGUGCCUGCAGAUUAAAAGUACACUGAUAGAAAAAGCACAAAUAGGGAGAAAGUAACUAUUUAAAAAGUGUAUCUGUGACACUCUAAACGGUAAUAUCUGCAUCUUGUAUUUGUGAUGUAGCAUAAAUAACGAGACUUAUCAGACAUGAUCUUAAAGAAGGUGUGAUGGGGCUUUUUGUGAAAAAUGCAGAAUGGAUAUGAUUUUCAGGCUUUUAUGAAACCCCACCUCCUUUGUGUUUAACUGUUAUUGUCAGCUUGUUCUAGAGAAAAGGUGCCUUGGUUCCACACCAUGUAUUUCUAUCCAUCAGAUCCAGAUAGAUCAUUCAAAAGGUUUGGAAAUGUGAUUCUUGGGAGGUCCUGAUGUUUGUUUUAGUU